Molecule: messenger RNA, 555 nt
Organism: Pyricularia oryzae 70-15
Lineage: Eukaryota; Fungi; Ascomycota; Sordariomycetes; Magnaporthales; Pyriculariaceae
Exons: 2
Coding region: 1-555 (184 amino acids)
Biological process (GO): attachment of spindle microtubules to kinetochore
Cellular component (GO): spindle microtubule; DASH complex
Source: RefSeq, a predicted model, not a curated record
AUGUCAGGAUAUCCAUCUACAUCGCAGACGCUCCAAACGUAUGGCGACUGCGUCUCGUCUCUGCGCACCUCGCUCUCCUUCCUCGAGUCGUCCGUUCAAACCCUGGACUCGGGCGUCGCCGACUUUCCACGAUUGUGCAACGUGCUCAAGACUGUCCGCCACUACGAACUCAUCCCCGCAACCACCCUCUCCGCCGCCGAGGCUUCCCUCCGCUCCGAGAUCGGCCCCUUUGUGUCGCUGCUCCUCGACCGCGCAGACGGACACCUGGACAGGCAGGCGCGGCGGAUCGAGACGCUCAAGGCCCGCGCGGAGCUCCAGGCGGGUCGGCUGAGCUCGUCGUCGCGGCCUGGGGGCGAGGACGAAGCCGCCGCGCGGAGGAAGCCGUCGGGUAGCAAGGCAGGGUCUGCAGCGGGGCGGAGGAAGCUGCAGGGCGGCGCGGCGCUCAGGGCCAAGAUGGUCACGCAGCGCAAGGAGGCGCUCCAGUACGCCGUCGACAGGCUCGAGAGGGAGGUGGCGCAGAAGGAGAAGGAGUUGAGGUUGAGGCUUGGUGAGUGA